Messenger RNA from Zophobas morio, 3390 nucleotides. Its product is annotated as nardilysin-like. The transcript is spliced from 17 exons. The coding region runs from base 15 to 3284 and encodes 1089 amino acids. Gene Ontology annotation, biological process: proteolysis. Gene Ontology annotation, molecular function: metalloendopeptidase activity; metal ion binding. NCBI's taxonomy places the organism in Eukaryota, Metazoa, Arthropoda, Insecta, Coleoptera, Tenebrionidae. The record is from RefSeq and is a predicted model, not a curated record.
UGUGACGUUUGAUUAUGACAAUAGUCCGUUUUUUACAGAAAAGAGUAGAGUACGUUCAAUUCACGAGAAAAUUUUUCGUCAUGAAUAAAACCUCCGUUGAAAACAAAACUGGAAAAGAAUCAGCACGACUAAAAGCGAAAAAGGCAUCAAAGGAACGUUUAACGGAGUCUCACAAAAACAACGUGAAAUUCGAAGUUUUAUCUACACCCGUGAAAAGUGACAGUGAUAAAAAGGAAUACAAAGUAAUACGUUUAGAAAAUGGUUUAACUGCGUGCCUUAUUUCUGAUCCGAGACCAAUAGAAGAUGAUGAAAAUGAUGAGGAGUUGACUUCAGAUGAAAGCGAUGAGGGUAGUGAAGAAGGAUCGGACCCAGAAGACGGCGAUGAAGAUGAUAACGAUGAUGAAGACUCUGUUCAGGAGCAGAAAAUGGCUGCAGCAAGUUUAUGUAUAGGUGUGGGUAGUUUUAGUGAUCCUAAGAACAUUCCUGGAAUGGCGCAUUUUCUUGAGCACAUGGUUUUCAUGGGCAGUGAAAAAUUUCCCAAAGAGAAUGAUUUUGAUGCUUUUAUUUCAAAAAGAGGUGGAUCAGAUAAUGCUUCUACUGAUGCUGAGGUGACAACAUUUUAUUUUCAGUGUUUAGAGAGAGAUCUUGCGACUGCGCUUGAUAAGUUUGCACAGUUUUUUAUCUCGCCAUUGAUGCUGAGAGGGUCUAUUACCAGGGAACGUGAAGCUAUUGAUUCUGAGUUUCAAAUGGCACUACCAUCAGAUUCAUACCGUAAAGAGCAAUUACUUGCAAGUUUUGCUCAAAGUGACAGUCCUGUGAAUUCCUUUGGUUGGGGAAACUUAGCUACUUUAAGAGAUAAUGUUUCUGAAGAUGAUUUGUAUUCUGGAGUGCACACUUUCAGAAAACGGCAUUAUUCAGCUCAUAGGAUGACUUUGGCAAUUCAGGCUAGGCUUCCGAUGAAUGUUUUGGAGUCGUAUGUGCUGGACUGUUUCAACAGUGUACCAUCCAAUGAUCAGCCACCUGAUGAUUUUUCACAGUUUAAAAACGUUUUUGAUACCCCGGAGUUCAAAAAACUAUAUUACAUCCAACCUGUACACGAUUUGAUGCAGCUGGAAUUGACGUGGGCUUUACCCCCUCUUCUUGAUAAAUACAAAAGUAAACCGCAGGAAUAUGUCUCUUUCCUUCUUGGAGACGAAGGAAACGGAAGUUUAUUGUCAUACUUAAAGAAAAAGGUUUGGGUGUUAAGUAUAUCAGCUGGCAAUGGCGAAUCCGGAAGCGAAUAUAAUAGUUUGUAUGCACUUUUUUCAAUAAACAUGACUCUGACUAAAGAAGGCCUGGAACACUUAUCAGAGGUUAUUGAAAGUGUGUUCUCUUACAUCAAUAUGGUAACAACUAUUGGACCUCAAGAACGUCUAUACGAAGAGAUGAAAAUAGUUGCUGAUACAUCUUUUAAGUUUGCCGCUGAAGAAACGGCAGUUGAAAUUGUAGAAGAAUUAUCGGAAGCGAUGCAAAUUUAUCCACCUGAAAACUACUUAACGGGGUCGGAUCUAUUUUUUGAGUAUGAUCCUGAAGCUAUUAAAAUGGUACUAAAUUGCUUAAUACCAGAUAAAGUGAAUAUCAUUGUUUUGUGUAAUAACCUACCCCCUGGGCUAAUUUUUGAUAAAACUGAAAAGUGGUUUGGUACCAAAUACACAGAACAAGCUAUUCCUGAUCGGUGGUUGAAAACGUGGCGGAAAGCUGCACCUCGUAAAGAAUUUGAUUUGCCAAAACCUAAUGUGUUUUUAACUGAAGAUUUUACUAUUCUUGAAGAAGACGAAAAACACCCAGAAUACCCUGAAAAAGUAUUGGGUACAGAAGUAGUGGAACUAUGGCACAGAAAAGAUCAAAAAUUCAAAUUGCCAAUUGCGUACUACAAUUUUUACUUCAUAAAUCCGAAGACUAUCGAAACACCGAAAUUAGCAGCUUUAACGGACCUUUACAUGAGCUUAAUGCAGAUUUCGCUAGCCGAAGAAGGUUAUCCUGCACAAGUAGCUCACUUAUCUUAUUCGUUUAGAACUCACGAUAAAGGAAUUGUAAUAGGAGUGUCAGGGUAUAAUCAAAAACUAUAUGUGUUGAUUGAAUUAAUUGCGAAUCAUUUAUUAACUUUCAAAAAAAAUUUAACCCAAGAAAUGUUCAACGCAAUGAAAGACAAACUGAUUAAGUAUUACUAUAAUCGCCUAUUGAAACCCAGUGGUUUAGCAAAGGAACUUAGGUUGACUAUCUUAAUAGCCAAUUAUCAGUCUCUCAUGGAUAAGUUUAUGGUCGCUUCGACGAUCACGUUCGAGGACAUACAAACCUUUGCGGACGAAUUUGUAAAGACAUUGUACAUUAAAGCUCUGGUCCAAGGAAAUGUCUCACGAAAUUAUGCGAUUAAUAUAAUAAGCAAUCUGGUUGCGACACUACAAUGUCAACCCAUAAAUCCUUUGGAAUAUCCAAAUUUCCGGGUGAGCCAAAUACCAAGAGGAGAAUCUUUUUGUGCUAUAGAAUCAUUUAACAAGAACGACUCUAAUUCUGUCGUGACCAACUACUACCAGUGUGGGUCUUAUCAGAUUAAAGACAGCGUUAUAAUAGAUCUUUUAAUGCUGAUUUUAGAAGAGCCUCUUUUUGAUACCCUGCGUACAAAAGAACAAUUAGGAUAUGACGUUCAGUGUUCCACUAGAGAUACUUUUGGUAUUAUAGGUUUUACAAUAACUGUCCACGCACAAGCUACUAAAAACACUACCGCAUUUGUUGAACAGCGUAUGGAGACCUUUGUAGAACAAGCAGCAAAUAUUUUGACAAGCAUGUCUAAGGAAUCUUUUGAAGAUAUAAAAAAAGAUUUUAUAAAAACGAAGCGUUGUGUCGAUGUACAUCUAAAAGAAGAAGUCAACAGAAACUGGACUGAGAUCACCGAUGAAGAAUACAUAUUUGACAGAAUCAAGAAGGAAAUCGAGGAGGUUCAAAAGAUUACCCUCGAAGACGUACAACGGUGGUGGCAAGCACACACUGUUCCUGGUAAUCUGAAUUGUAGGAAAUUAAGUGUUCAAGUUGCAGGUUUCAAAACUUCAAAUGAUCCCGCCACAGAAGAGAAUAAGGACACCGCACAAAAUUCAAAAGGAUCGAAAUUACAAUUGAACUUUAUACAUUCUACUAGUAAUAGAAUGGAAAGUGAAAAAGAGGAACGGUGUUUUGUGGACGAUCUUACUGAAUUUAAAAAAACUUUAUUUUUAUAUCCAGUCGCUAGUAAGUUUAAUAUCAAAGCCUGAAGAUUGUCCGCCUUACCGUUUCAAGACUUCACCAAACAUGUGUUGCCGGUUUUGUAUUUAAAGUGUUCCCACUAUGCUCUACAAACAGAUUAAAAUAUUAAUUUUU